Molecule: messenger RNA, 4917 nt
Organism: Danio rerio (zebrafish)
Lineage: Eukaryota; Metazoa; Chordata; Actinopteri; Cypriniformes; Danionidae
Gene: cdk5r1b
Product: cyclin dependent kinase 5, regulatory subunit 1b (p35)
Cellular component (GO): neuron projection; endomembrane system; perinuclear region of cytoplasm
Molecular function (GO): cyclin-dependent protein serine/threonine kinase activator activity
Source: RefSeq, marked validated
AGACAUCCAGCAUCCCUAGACCACGGGAGAGACCUCCGACGAGACGUGGAAUGCUUUUUUUUAUUUGAUUUGAUUAAAAGCCUGCUGUUUUAUUGGAAUUUAGGCUUUCUGUCCGUCUUGAUAUUAAAUCUUUUUCUUGUGUGGAUGAUUUUGCAUCUCCUUGAUGCGCAGUGUUAUCAAGGAUAAACCCAGACAGCCAUUACUGCGGCUCUUGUUUUGCUAAAGCAUCGUGGAGGCGAGCAGAUUUCCUGCUUUGCAGUAACCGAGCCCUCAUCCAUCGCAACAGCAUUCUUCCUUAAAUAGAACACCAACCUAAAUUUGGAUGUCUAACAGAUUGAACUAGUCUCAGGAAGCAGUGGGCUCCGGUUUGGCGCCUUCUUUAGCUGACCCCUAACCUUGAGUUCCUGAUAUCCCACUCCCGGCAUCAUGGGAACCGUGCUAUCACUUUCACCCAGCUACCGGAAGGCUGCCCUGUUCGAAGAUGGCCCGGCCACAGUGGGCCACUACACGGCGGUUCAGAACAGCAAGAACGCCAAAGACAAGAACCUAAAACGGCACCCACUCAUCAACGUACUGCCAUGGAAGCGAAUAGUAGCCGUUUCAGCCAAGAAAAAGGGGUCUAAGAAGGUGCAGCCAAACACCACCUACCAGAACAAUGUUUCUCACCUUAACAAUGAGAACCUCAAGAAGUCCCAGUCAUGUGCAAAUCUCGCCUCCUUUACGCAGGACCAGACAAGUCCGUCAAACCAAGGCUCCAAAAACUCCAACAACACAGCUUCCUCGGUCAAGAAAGCACCUCUUUCCAACUCCAACGCUGUCCCUGGGACACCCAAGAGGGUGAUCGUUCAGGCCUCCACCAGCGAGCUUCUGCGUUGUCUUGGGGAGUUCCUCUGCCGGAGGUGCUAUCGGCUCAAGCAUCUGUCCCCUACAGACCCGGUAUUGUGGCUCCGCAGCGUGGACCGUUCUUUGCUCCUGCAGGGCUGGCAGGACCAGGGAUUCAUCACCCCGGCCAAUGUAGUUUUCGUCUACAUGCUCUGCCGAGACGUGGUCUCCUCUGAGGUGGCCACAGAGCACGAGCUGCAGGCCGUCCUACUGACCUGCCUCUACCUGUCUUACUCAUACAUGGGCAAUGAGAUCUCGUACCCUCUCAAGCCAUUCCUUGUGGAGACCUCCAAGGAGACAUUCUGGGACCGCUGUCUGUCCAUCAUAAAUUUGAUGAGCGCCAAGAUGCUGCAGAUCAACUCGGAUCCUCACUAUUUCACCCAGGUCUUUGCGGACCUUAAAAACGAGAGCCAGAAGGAGGAGGAACGGAGUCGUCUGCUUAUCGGCCUGGACCGGUGAGGGGGCUUUGGAGAUGUCUUUGGUGACACUCUGAUCUGGCAUUUUUUAGGGAAAGUUCAUGCAAAAAUUUUGAAUUUUGUUACAUUUACUCACCGUCAUGUCAAUCCAAACUUGUAAGAUCUUCUGUGGAACAUGAAAGAAGUCACUUCAUUACAUUCGGAGGAUCAAUUGGAUAAUUUUGGACCAAGUUGAUUUAAUUUGUACAAAAGAAAGGUUUUACAGAAUUGGCACAUGGCAAAAUCCUGCUCCAUAAAGACUAAAGGUGAUGAUACACAGGCCAACUUUCUGAGCAAUGUUGCCAUCCAAUGGCAACCAGGUGUAUUUAGCGCACCAAAAUUGGGCCCAAAUCAUAAAGUUUGACAUUCUUGAACAGCUUUAACUAGCUAAAUGCAAGACUGCAUGUCGAUUAUCAUAGCAAAAGUGAAGCAGAAUAUUGCUUAACAUAAUAAUAAUAAAGCUAAUAUCCGCUUGUUAAGUCAUGAUGUUUCGGUGACGUGUGGAAUACUGUUUCCUGGUCCAAGCCGCUAUUCAUUUGAAUUAAGAAAAUAUUGGUUCAUGGCCACUUCUUAGUCCUAUCACACAUUAAAGUGAAUUUUAUAUAAAUCAUAGUGUACACAUCAGUCUCUGGACUCUCUGGAUAUUACGAACUAGAUUUUCAAAUUUAUUAAAGUGCUUUUUAAACGCUUAUUAUUAUCAACUGAUGAGUCUCCCCAUACAGUCUGACAUAGCGCUUGGACCCAGAAGCCGCUUUGCGUGACGUCACAAUUAGACAGAUAAGGAAUGCAUGAUAGGAAAAUACAUUAUAAACACACCACAAUUUAGCCCUUCACAAAAGUAUACAGCAAAGCCAAUUCAUUGUUUGACAUUGUAAGCAUUAAAUUACAUUAAAAGCCCUGUUUUGUGUUGACUCAUAACAACUUAGGACUAACAUUGCUCUACAAGUUGCUCUGCGUAUCAUCACCUUAACCUCCUGCAGAAUUUAGAUCAACACUCUUACCUGAAAGAUUCUGAUGAGUCUGAACACAUUGAUUUGCUUUAGAUUACAGAAUCCUUAAUUGAGGAUGGAGCUAAACUGUAGGCCUGUGGCCCUCCAGGGAGACCCCUGCCAAAACGUUGUGAUGAAUAGUGCUUAAUGAACCAUCUAUUCAUAGAUAGUAAUAAAUUAGCUUUUGAAAGGUCUUCAUGAAACCAUAAGUGGGAUUUAAUCAUUUAUGUAGUGAUAUGGAUGAAAACAACACGAUCCUGAAAGGACAAAGGUGAGUAUUUAAUGACAAGUUUUUUUUUUAAAGUAAUUUUUGGUGACCAAAAUGGUUUAUAAUUGUGUACAAUGAGUGAUUCUAAUGGUAUAAAGUCAAUAAUUCACUUUAAUUAAUAGGCAACUGGUACAAUUUGUACGUGAAUACUAUAAAAUGCCAGACACGAGUGGACCAAAUGCUCCAAAGCAGUGGAUAUUUAAAAGCACUGACAGAAAAGACUUCAAAUGAGACAAAAAGAACAACAAUAAUGAAUGUGGACAGAUUUCCAGCUGUUGUCUAGCUGAUUUCUGGACACUUUGCACCAAUCUUUGCCACCACUGUCAACAGAAACGGAGGUUGAUUCAAAAUCAACAGACACUCUGGUUCUCAUGUCCACGAAACCGGACACUUCGCUGAAUGAUACACACAUUUUCUGUUGCAAAUUUUCAAUCGCAAAAAAAAGGGAACAGGGCGUUUGAGUGUCAGGUUUUGUGUGUUUCUGUCCUCAAGCCACAAACUUCGAAUAAAGGGAAAGGACUUGCAUUGCACAGUGGCUGUUUAUAGACUGUAGUUGGUGAAGAGGUUGUCAGCACAUUUGUAAGAAAGACCUACUUUAUUUUCAUCCAUGAUGCAAAGCUAAACAGAUCUCUCCUGUGGUGGUCUACGUCAUUUUUUUUUAAAGCAACUGUGUUCGUUUGAAUGCACACACACACACACAACUGGAGUUAGCUACUUUGAGUUUUUAAGCCGACUGCAUAUGUGUUUAGGGAAUGAAAUACAAAAAAAGAAGAAGUAACGAGUUAAAAUAGUUGAUCUUGCUAUGCCUGCUUCAAUGAGCCAUUGUUUUGUCAUUUUGUUUUCUACUCAGACACGCUUCAGGAAAGUUCUCUGUACAGAAAAGCCUGUAAAUGUAUCAAAAACAGUGCCAUACCUUUGAUGAAAAUCAUGUAGGUCUAAAAAAAAAAACACAUAAAUACCAAAGGCCGGCAAACUUUGGAACGGUAGGAUUGUCAUUAACAAUAAGUAUCUAUUGGAAUUGUAAUUUAUUGUUAUUUAUUAAUUUUUUCACACAUUUCUCUCUUGCAUUUAGAGAUUUUAGUGACGUGUUGUAUUAUAAAAAAGACUGAUGGCUACCUUUAGGUGGGAAUGAAGAUUACGGUGAAUGCGCAUUAGCAUUCGAAUGAAUAAUUCAAGGCGGUAACAUCUAUAAGAGCUUAGUUUCAAACCAUUAUUAAAUCUGAGAAACGCCAAGGUAAUUCAUCAUAGUGACAGACGAUCGGUUUCAGUUAAAGAUGAUGAAUAACUGGAACCGGUUUCUCUGUGAAGUACUGUUGGGAUGUUCGACAUAUCAGCACUGCAAAAACAAUCACGAGCGAUUAUUAUCCCAUCAAAACACACGCCAGCAUUAAACUGAAUGAGAUGUGGUCUAUUUCCAGAGGCAAACAAACGAUUUCAAUCCUCUUUCAAUCAACAACCGAACUAAAACCUGCAGCCACAUCGAUGAUAUCAAUCAAACUGGAUCUUGCGUGUUUUGUAUGAUCAAUUUGCCCGCUUUAAAACAUCUCAACAGUGCUAAACUGUGCAUGCUUUCUUUCGGUAGUUAUGUAUCUCUUUCUUUAUAGUCAAAAAAGAAAAGGUAAAAAAAAAAAGAAUGUGACAGUCAUAUAAGCAAACAUGUCUUUGUUAACUCAUGCCUGUUCUUCUCAUGACGUGAAAGUGGGAUGGAUGGAUUUUGACUGACCUGCUCGCCCUGCUGCAUUGCUUUACGGGACUGAAGGAAGCCAAUUAUUUUACAGAAAACGAGACUUGCACUUUUUUCUGUGAGUCUGAGGAGACCGCAGGGGUUCGAGGUUGUGGGGGCAAAGUAGGUGAAGCCCUCCUUCGCUGCUUGCCUGCUAUUAUUUGCCCCCAGCCCACAACAAUGUGCCAUUUUUUUCACUUGCAUCACAGAGUAGUCCUUUGAAACAAAGAAGAAGCAAAAGAUUAAAACUCCUGUCAAACUCUCUCUGUAUCUGUUGUGUAAUUCUUUGAAAACUGUGCUAUAAAAGGAUUGCAUGAGAGUGUGUGAAUGUGCGCGAGUGCAUUUGUAUUGAAGAAUGUGAUGUCCGUGUGUUGAUUUUCUAGGAUCAGAGCAUGGCCGUGCUUAUUAGAGAGUAGGACUCUAUAGUAUCAGGCUAGAGUUUGACUCGGGGUUUACGGGGUCUGUUAACAUUUUGUUGUUUUAAAAAAGAAAACAAGACGAGAAUCUGUUGCUGUGACCUUUUUGCGUUUGUUUUCUGCUUAUUUUGAUUUAUUUUUGUACUGUGAUGGAAAAUAAAAUGCACUGAUCGUUAAAGACAGA